Messenger RNA from Spea bombifrons (plains spadefoot toad), 930 nucleotides. Its product is annotated as olfactory receptor 1019-like. Gene Ontology annotation, biological process: G protein-coupled receptor signaling pathway. Bases 1 to 930 code for a protein of 309 amino acids. Gene Ontology annotation, cellular component: membrane. NCBI's taxonomy places the organism in Eukaryota, Metazoa, Chordata, Amphibia, Anura, Pelobatidae. The record is from RefSeq and is a predicted model, not a curated record. Gene Ontology annotation, molecular function: olfactory receptor activity; G protein-coupled receptor activity. The transcript has 2 exons.
AUGAGCCGUGAUCUAGACAAAUGUGAGUUUUCAAUCCAAGCCUUUGGUGACGUCCCUCAACUCCAGUCUAUAAUUUUCUUCAUGUUUCUUCUUAGCUAUGCCGUCAUUAUUUUUGGGAAUAAAACCAUACUUUUUGUUAUAUUGUUGGAUCCCAAUCUUCACACCCCAAUGUAUAUUUUUUUAAUGAAUCUUUCAUUCUUUGACAUUGCCAAUGCCUCGAACAUCCUUCCAAAGCUGUUAAAUAUUCUCCUUACAAAGCAUGCGGCCAUUUCGUUUGCGGGAUGUAUAACUCAGAUGUAUUUAUUUCUGUCGCUGACUCUCAGUGAAAUUAUCCUGUUUGCAGCUAUGGCAUAUGACCGGUACGUGGCGAUCUGUCACCCGCUCCACUACUUUAUACUGAUGAGCCUCAAACGCUGUGCUUUGUUAAUCAUUGCGUCAUGGAGUUUGGGUUUUAUAGAUACUGUGGGACAUGCCGUCCAGAUAUCAAAGAUGUCCUUUUGUGCUUCCCAUGUAAUAAACCACAUUUUCUGUGAUAUUGCAGCGUUAAUGAAGCUCUCCUGCAGCGACCCGUUCUUUGUGGAAAUGCUAAACUUUAUUGAAGGUUCGUUAUUCCCGGUUCUUGCAUUCCUUCUCACGUUUACGUCUUAUGUAUUUAUUAUAACCACUAUUAUAAAAAUCAAAUCAGUAGAAGGGCGACGUAAAGCUUUUUCUACCUGCACCUCCCAUCUCAUCUGCAUUACUGUAUUUUAUGGAACUUUAAUUUGUUCGUAUAUGAGACCCACAUCAAGUUAUUCACCAAAGCAAGACAAAUUUUUUUCACUCCUUUACGUUGUCAUGGUCCCGAUACUAAAUCCCCUUAUCUAUACUCUAAAAAAUCAGGAAGUUAAAAAGGCCCUAAAGAAACUUAAAGACAGUGUGGUAUUUGGAUGA